Merops nubicus (carmine bee-eater) is the source of this 2694-nucleotide messenger RNA. RefSeq names its product multidrug resistance-associated protein 1-like. Bases 1 to 2694 code for a protein of 897 amino acids. The transcript is spliced from 19 exons. Gene Ontology annotation, molecular function: ATP binding; ATP hydrolysis activity; ABC-type transporter activity. The record is from RefSeq and is a predicted model, not a curated record. Lineage: Eukaryota; Metazoa; Chordata; Aves; Coraciiformes; Meropidae. Gene Ontology annotation, biological process: transmembrane transport. Gene Ontology annotation, cellular component: membrane.
AUGUUCAUCUUGCAGACCAAGGUUUCUCUGAGCCGUUUAGAGGAUUUUCUGUGUGCUGAGGAUCUGAACCCUGAGGAUGUCAGUACAAACUACAGUGGAAAUCAUGCUGUUGGAUUUAUUGGUGCUUCUUUUCGCUGGGAAAAAAAUGGCCUUCCAGUCUUAAAAAACUUGAGUGUCAGCAUUCCUGAAGGCUCUUUGGUUGCUGUUGUAGGACAGGUUGGAUCUGGAAAGUCAUCUUUUCUUUCUGCUGUUCUUGGAGAAAUGGAGAAACUUGAAGGAACAGUUCAGAGAAGAGGUUCAGUGGCAUAUGUCUCUCAGCAGCCUUGGAUUCAAAAUGACACUUUACAGGAAAAUAUUCUCUUUGGUACAGAUCUAAAUAGACCAUACUAUGAACUUGUUUUAGAGUCUUGUGCUUUACUGCCAGAUUUGGAACAGUUACCGAACGGAGACCAAACAGAGAUUGGAGAAAGGGGUGUUAAUAUAAGUGGAGGGCAGAAGCAGAGAGUGAGUCUCGCUAGAGCUGUGUACACCAAUGCUGACUUGUAUCUUCUGGAUGACCCCCUAUCUGCUGUAGAUGUACAUGUUGGGAAACAUCUUUUUGAGAAACUAAUUGGCCCUUCAGGUCUCCUAAAAAGCAAGACUCGUAUAUUGGUGACUCACAACCUGAUGCUCCUGCCUCACACUGAUCUUAUAAUCAUAAUGGAAGAGGGCAGAGUAAGUCAGAUGGGAACCUACCAAGAACUCGUUUCAAAGAGAGCAAAUUUUGCUGAGCUUAUUCAAGUCUCCAAUGCAGACCAUAAAAGUGAAGAUACAACCCCAAUGGGAGUGAGUUCUUCAAAAGAAGAGGGCCAACUGGACAAGAGUCUGCAACAAAGAGAACUGAUGAAAUGUAAAAGUUCUUCCUCUGAUCAAUGGAAAAUACCCACUAACAAUAAAGAAAAAGUUGCCACUGGUCGUAUGAAAGUGUCAGUUGUUUGGAAAUACCUCCAAGCCUUUGACUGGUGCUGGGUGUGGUUAACCAUAGCUGCUUAUUUAGGACAAAAUGCAGUAGCUAUUGGACAAAAUCUAUGGCUUAGCACCUGGACUGCAGAAACAUCAAAAGUUAGCGAUUUCACAGAAUGGAAACAUUCACAAAACUAUAAACUUUGUGUCUAUGGGCUUCUGGGAUUCACUCAAGGUCUUCUUGUUUGCUGUGGUUCUUAUGUGCUCACCAGGGGAUCCCUGUGUGCUUCUCGGGCAUUGCAUCAUCAGCUGUUAGACAACGUAUUGCACCUUCCUCUUCAGCAUUUUGAAACUAAUCCAGUUGGUCAGAUCAUCAAUAGAUUCACAAAGGAUUUAUUUAUAGUGGACGUACGUUUCCAUUACUACUUACGAACUUGGCUAAAUUGUACACUAGAUGUUAUUGGAACCAUUCUAGUUAUCACAUCUGCCUCACCACUAUUCAUAGUGGUGGUUAUUCCCCUGGGAUACUUCUAUUUUACUAUCCAGAGAUACUACAUAGCGAGUUCACGACAAAUUCGGCGGCUAGCAGGAGCAUCCCAUUCUCCUGUCAUCUCCCACCUCAGUGAGACUUUUGUAGGACGAUCAACAAUUCGAGCAUUUGGCCACCAAGAGAGAUUCAUUAGAAAAAAUAAUGAUGUUGUGUAUGAGAACUUAGUUUACUUCUACAACAACGUCAUCUCAAACAGGUGGCUGUCUGUCAGGCUUGAAUUUUUGGGAAGUUUAAUGGUAUUCUUUGCUGCACUGUUUGUGGUACUGGCUGGAAAUACAGUGAGUUCGUCUACAGUGGGUUUAUCAAUAUCCUAUGCUUUAAAUAUAAUUCAGAGUCUAAAUUUUUGGGUGCGUAAAGCAUGUGAAAUCGAGACCAAUGCAGUUUCAAUUGAACGAGUUUGUGAAUAUGCAAAAAUGGAUAAAGAGGAACCGUGGAUAAUGUCCAAAAGACCACCAGUGGGGUGGCCCGAUAGGGGAAUAAUAGAGUUUCUUAACUACAAGGCUCAGUACAGGAAGGAUCUUGGUUUAGCCCUGAAAAAUAUCUCUUUUCAGACACAGAGUAAAGAGAAGGUUGGAAUUGUCGGAAGAACAGGAGCUGGUAAAUCAACACUCACAAAUUGCUUGUUUAGACUCAUAGAGGGAUCUGAAGGCAAAAUAAUUAUCGAUGGAAUUGAUAUAUCAACUAUUGGACUCCAUGACCUACGUGGAAAUCUCAAUAUUAUUCCACAGGACCCUGUCUUGUUUUCUGGGACACUGCAGUCAAAUUUGGAUCCACUUGAAAAACACUCUGAUCUUGAACUGUGGGAGGUACUAGAGCUGUGUGACUUAAAGGAUUUCGUCCAGUCACUCCCAAAGAAACUCCUUCAUGAGAUUUCAGAAGGUGGUGAAAAUCUCAGCGUGGGGCAGAGGCAGCUGGUCUGCCUGGCCCGCGCCUUGCUGCGGAGGACAAAAAUCCUGGUCCUCGAUGAGGCGACAGCCUCUGUUGACGUGGAAACAGAUAACCUGGUGCAGUCCACCAUCAAAAGAGAGUUUUACAACUGCACAGUAUUAACUAUAGCCCACAGGCUACAUACAGUCAUGGAUUCAGAGAGAGUACUUGUUCUGGAUGCAGGAAGGAUCCUGGAAUACGAUACACCACAUAAUUUGCUACAACAAAAAGGUGCCUUUUCUGAAAUGGUUCUAGAGGCUGGGAUAAGAAGAUGA